AUGUCUGAAAUGGAGAUCCAAAAUGAGCUGCAACAAGCGGCAGGAAUGAAUGGUGAUGAAGCCCUAAGGUUCGUUGAUAAUAUCAUUCGUAAAUGUGAACAAAACAACAUUGAUCCUAAUCUAUUUUGUAAAGUUAGGAUUUUGAAGGGUGAUUUAUUGUUGAAGAGAGGCGAUACACAGGCUGCUGUCCAGGAAUACCAGGAAGCGUCUAGACUAGAUGAAAUGGAUGGUAAGAUUGAUUCACCAGAGCUUAGAUCUAAAUUGGAAAAUGUCAUGAAGGACGUUUCUGGAAAUAUGCAUAAGUCUGUUGAGCAGAAUUCGACAAAUUCAAAUGAUAGAGAUUUAUCGUCCAUGUUGUUGAACCAAGUCUUGGGCUCAUCUGGUUCUAAUUCUUCUAAGUUUUCCAUGCUUUCCUCCCUAAUGAGUGCAGGUUCAGGAGGGCAGUCUAAAGGAAAUGGUGGCUUCCUGUCCCUUAUUCAACAGCUGAGCUCUAGUGGCGUAAAUGCAAAUCAGCAAAAACAGAGUGGUGGGUUCGAUGUUUCUUCGUUAAUGUCUAUGGCUUCUAAAUUUAGUGGAAAUAAUAAUCAAUCGCAUUCGUCAGGCAGUAGUGGCACUGGUGGUGCUCUGGUGGGUUCUAUAAUUGGUGGUUUGUUGGGCAAGAAGAAUAGUGCUCAUGGAAAUGGCAAUGGCAAUGGCAACCCAUACACAAAUGACUCAAAUUACACUGAACAUAAUAACAUUGUUGACAACAGUAAUGGCUUUGGCAACCAAUCUUAUGAUAGACCAAACUACGGUGGUAAUGAUUCUUAUAACCACCAAUCCAGUUUUGGUGGUGAAUCAUAUGGACCUGGUAGACCAAAUCAUCAUUCUAAUUCCAGCUCCUACUCGAAUUCCAAUAACGAUUCAUAUGGAAACGGCUCUUAUGGAAAUGAUUCCUAUAACAACCAAUCCAAUUUUGGUGGCGAAUCAUAUGGAUCUGGUAGACCAAAUCAUCAUUCCAACUCCAACUCCUACUCGAAUUCCAAUAACGAUUCAUAUGGAAACGGCUCUUAUGGGAAUGAUUCCUAUAACAACCAAUCCAAUUUUGGUGGUGAAUCAUAUGGAUCUGGUAGACCAAAUCCUCAUUCCAACUCCAACUCCUACUCGAAUUCCAAUAACGAUUCAUAUGGAAACGGCUCUUAUGGGAAUGAUUCUUACAACAAUCAAUCUAGUUUUGGUGGUGAGUCAUAUGGAUCAAACAGACCAAGUCAUCAGAACAACGCACAUGGAGGUGACUCCUACGGUAAUAGCUCCUACGGUAAAAACUCCUACAGUAACGAAUCUAAUUUUGGAGGUGACUCUCAUGGAUCUAGUAGACCAAAUUCCAACUACCAGAGUGAUUCAUACAAUAAUCAAUCAAAUUUUGUUAAUGAAUCAUAUGGUGGCGCAUCUAAAUACGAGCACAGUUCUUUUGGUAAUGAAACAUAUGGGGCUGGAAAUCAACAUGAACAGAACUCAUCCUCCAAACUGGGACAAUUUGCAUCUAUGGCAAGCAGUUUUCUAGGUGACCACGGGUCCAACUCGAACUCGAAUUCCAAUCAAAACUACAAUGGUAGAUACAAUGGAAAUAACGCUGAUGGUGAUGGUAACAUUGGUGGCGGCCAAAACAGCACGGCGUCCACACUUCUGAAUCUUGCCAACAAGUUUAUGAACUGA
Molecule: messenger RNA, 1695 nt
Organism: Pichia kudriavzevii
Lineage: Eukaryota; Fungi; Ascomycota; Pichiomycetes; Pichiales; Pichiaceae
Exons: 1
Coding region: 1-1695 (564 amino acids)
Source: RefSeq, a predicted model, not a curated record